Galendromus occidentalis (western predatory mite) is the source of this 1117-nucleotide messenger RNA. RefSeq names its product charged multivesicular body protein 4c. Gene Ontology annotation, biological process: vesicle budding from membrane; late endosome to vacuole transport via multivesicular body sorting pathway. The record is from RefSeq and is a predicted model, not a curated record. NCBI's taxonomy places the organism in Eukaryota, Metazoa, Arthropoda, Arachnida, Mesostigmata, Phytoseiidae. Gene Ontology annotation, cellular component: multivesicular body; cytoplasmic side of plasma membrane; ESCRT III complex.
AUGUCGCUGUUGAGUAGGCUCUUUGGAGGGGGAGCGUCAUCCGUGAAAACGAUGAGCUCCGCUGAUGCGAUACAGAGACUCCGCGAAGUAGAAGAGAUGCUUGGCAAAAAGCAGGAGUUCCUCGAGAGGAAGGUCGACAACGAAAUAGAAAUCGCCAAGAAGAACGGAACCAAAAACAAGAGAGUGGCCCUAGCUGCUCUUAAACGGAAGAAGCGAUACGAGCAGCAGCUAAAACAAAUCGACGGCACACUCACUACCAUCGAAUACCAGCGAGGGGCUCUCGAAGACGCAAACAGCAAUACGACGGUUCUCAAAGCAAUGGGAGAUGCUGCCAAAGCACUCAAAAGAUCGCACGCGGAUAUGGACGUCGACAAGGUUCAUGAUCUCAUGGACGACAUCCAGGAGCAGCAGGACCUCUCGAAAGAAAUCUCGGAGCUCAUCUCGAAUCCUGCCGCUUUCGGCGCGGAGGUCGACGAGGAUGAACUCUUGCAGGAGCUGGAAGAAUUGGAAAAUGAGCAAGUCCGAGACAAAUUACUGGAGGUGCCCUCCUCGGAUUCCGUUCCAGAGAACUUACCCUCGGUGCCAUCCGAGAGACUCGCAGCGGCUAAGAAAAAGAACGAAGACGAAAGUGAGCUCGCAGGCCUAGCCGAAUGGGCGGCGUAGGAAUCGCAAUCAUCUUGAUUCGCGACCAACCCGAACGAAAGUGCAACUUAACGCUCAAGUAUUUUUACCGUAUUGCCAACAUUAUUCUACGGGCAUCUGUGUGAUACUUCUUGUGAGACCAUCACCGGUAGGUGGCAAGAUAUUGCUGCCAUUCUCUAGUUUCUCCUUAUCUACAUUGAUGACGCUGAGGCGGCUUAUUGUGCCGCCGAUACGGUUCAUUUUUCUACCGAAUAGACUCCACGAUCGAUUCCCCUCCGAGUUACCUGAUGCGGGAGAACUCCGGAAUAUCGGAUUUGAGAUCGAAUCCCUCGUAAAAACAGUUGCGACGAUGCAAUACUACCCGUACAAUCUUAAUGAAAACAAACGCCCAUGGUAAAAUGUUCUAUGGAUUUAUCGUUGAAUAAAUAGAAAAUGAGAUGCGGUGAUAGACAUAUUUGUCCUGACGAUAUCUCGA